CAUCAAGAAUGAUGAGCCAUCCUUUAAAGACAUGGUCUACAAUUAUGAUUGGUCAUCGACUUUGCUUGGCCCUAUGGAUUUAUGGGAUCCUGCAAUUAAAAAUGCUGUGAAUUUGUGCCUCAAUUCUGGGCUUCCAAUGGGUCUCGUAAUCGGUUCUCCUCAUUGGACCUUAAUAUAUAAUGAAGCUUGGAUACCAAGAUUAAAAGCGAGACAUCCAUUCGCAUUUGGAAAACAACUUGACCAAGUUUGGCCUGAAGCAUAUGAUCUCCUUUUCUUCCGAUAUGAAAAUGUAAAAACAACCGGCAAAGGUCAAAUUUUUAUUGAUAAAUAUGAAUUACAACGUGAUGGAUAUAAAGAAGCAGCCUACGCGAAAUAUACAAUGAGUCCAAUUUUCAAAUCAGAUGGCACGGUUUGCGCUAUAAUGUCCGUGUUACAAGAAAAUACACAAAAUUUUUUAAAUGCCCGAAGGUUAAAAACACUUAGUGAAUUUGGUUUUCAGAUUUCUGAAAUUAAGUCUUUAGAAAGUGCCUGUCGUAUUGUUACAAAUAUAUUAAGUAAUAGUGUUGAUAUUCCUUAUACAUUGAUUUACUUUGUCAAUUAUAAAUCAAAUACUACUGAACCUCUAAUCGCCCGUCUGAUCGCUAGAACCUUUGAUGAAGAUGGUAAAAAAGAAUGCCAGAUUCCCGAUUAUUUACCAGAUUCUCCCGAAAUAGUUUACUUAGCUAAAGAGGCUAAUAAUAGUUACAACACAUACGUAGAAAUAAAACGAGCAGAUACAACUUAUUCUUUCUUGAAAUGUGAUUCUUGGCCAAUUAACCUUGUAAUAAAGGAAGGGAAACAUAUUAAAGUCCUUUUAAAAGAUGAAUCCCAAGCUUUUCUCAUAUCAACAAAAAUUUCUCUUUCCGAAGGGCAAGCUCUGUCGGUUAUAUUGAUUUAUGGCAUUAAUCGAUUUCGCACACUUGAUGAGCAAUAUAUAAAAUUUUUACAAUUAAUCACAAAAAAUGUUAAUACAUAUUUACUACAUGGGAUUAAAACAGAUGAGGAAAAAAAACGAUCUAAAAUGUUGGCUGAUUUAAAUUACCAAAAAGUCGUGUUUUUUCAAGGCAUUAGUCACGAACUAAAAACACCAUUAACCUUAAUGCUUUCGCCACUUGACGAUGUAAUUAAUAUAUGUACACAAGAGUCAAUAAUGCCAUAUCUUCAAACUAUUCGACGUAACGCUCAUCGAUUGCUUAAACUUAUUAAUUCUUUAUUACAAUUUUCAAAUAUGGAAACUGAUAAAUUUGAAGCACAUUAUCGUGAAACGAACAUAGUUGAACUUACUCAAGAAUUAGCUUUGGACUUUAAAUUUAUGGCUAAAAAAUUAGGCUUAGAUUUUAAUAUUAAAAUUCCACAUCCAGAAGAAUUUAACCAAACAAUGGGCGAUAAGAUUUACUUGGAUCAUGAUAUAUACGAAACAAUCAUAUUUAAUCUUUGUUCGAACGCAUUAAAAUAUACUUGGAAUGGAAGCAUAACGAUUCGCUUAUAUUUUGACUACAAAGACAAUCAAAAGAUGGUAGUACUUGAGGUUUCAGAUACAGGUGUUGGCAUUCCGAAAAUCUCCCUUCCAAAUAUAUUUCAACGUUUUUAUCGUGUAGAAUCUCAAGGGCGUAGUCAUGAAGGUACAGGAAUCGGGCUUGCACUUGUUAAAGAACUUAUUACACGCCAAGGUGGUGAUAUUACUGUAUCUUCAAAAGUAAAUCACGGAACGACUUUUAAAUGCUGGUUUCCAAUAAGAUUUGAACAUUUGCCGCAAAAUCAAAUAUACUUUAAUAAAAUUGAAAAUCCAAUAAAUCGUGAUCAGGAAUUAUACACUAAUCGACAGCUUAAUUUAGAAGAAAGUUCUCAAUUGAUAAACAAUAUCUUAGUUGUUGAUGACAAUAAUGAUAUGCGAAAUCAUCUGGCGGAUCUUUUAAAAGAAUUUAUCGUGCAUCGUGCUCGUGACGGCAAAGAUGCUUUACGAGUCUUAAACCAGCUUAACAAAUUACCUGAUUUAAUCCUUAGCGGCAAGUAA
Scutellospora calospora is the source of this 2053-nucleotide messenger RNA. The record is from the annotation of a GenBank genome assembly. NCBI's taxonomy places the organism in Eukaryota, Fungi, Glomeromycota, Glomeromycetes, Diversisporales, Gigasporaceae.